AAAGCAGUGUUUGAUCACCCGGCCGCCGGAAAAGAGGUGGGCUUAAGACUGUGCGAGCUCAGACAAGGCACCCGUUCUGCGGCUAGUUACGCCCUAGAUUUUCGCACGCUCGCAGCCGGCAGUGGGUGGAGCGAACCCGCGCUGCUCACUGUGUUUCAGCGAGGGUUAAGGGAGGACCUUCAGGCUGAACUCGUUUUUCGCGGGCAGGAACUGACUCUGGAUCAGUUCAUUCAGACAGCCAUUUCCAUGGACAAUUUGCUGCGAGGCAAACGCAGACUAACACGAGAGCCGAGACCACUCACCAGCGCCAGCCUCUCCACCCCCGCCCCCCAGUGUGAAGCAGAGCCCAUGCAGCUGGGAAGAGCACGCCUCACUCCAGAGGAGAAGCUCCGCCGACGCAGGCAAGGUCUAUGUUUAUACUGCGGCCAUGCCGGCCAUAUCUGCGCUUCCUGCCCCGUCCGUCCCAGUGCUACUGGGGCGGCAGAGGUGAGUCUGACUCAAAUCUCUGUUACUCCUAAACAUAUGAUGUUGAAAGUUCAGAUUGCUGUGGGUUCAGACAAGUUUUUUGUUUCAGCCCUUGUAGACUCGGGAGCAGCAGGUAACUUCAUGGAUGUGAAUCUGGCCAAGCAACUGCAAGUACCACUUCAAGCCAUGGUCACUCAGCUCAGGAUCAAAGCCUUGGAUGGACGACCACUGGGGCAAGGAACUGUUUCCAAAAGUACAGAUGAACUGAAUCUAGUCAUAUUCCUACAGUUACUGAGUGGAAGGAGAGGAGUGAACAAACCUGGGAGGAGGCUCAUGUGCGGCUCCAGCGUGCUGUUCGCCGGAUGAAGACUCAGGCUGAUCGAAGAAGAAGGGCAGCUCCAAACUUCCAAAUUGGACAAAGGGUCUGGUUGUCUACAAGAGAUUUGAAACUGAAACUUCCCUCAAAGAAGUUAAGUCCUCGCUUUAUAGGCCCCUUUAGAAUUGUCAAACAGGUUACACCCGUGUCUUAUCAGUUAGCCCUGCCAGCAAAUUAUCGUAUUGCUCCCACUUUCCAUGUCUCUCUGCUCAAACCUGUUUCUUCUUCUUUACAGAACCCAGGGUCAGUGACUGAGCCUCCGCCCCCGCUGGACAUUGAUGGUGCUCCCGCCUAUAGUGUAAACUCUCUUUUGGACUCCAAGCUCCGUAGGGGUCGACUCUUCUAUCUAGUGGACUGGGAGGGUUACGGUCCGGAAGAACGGUCUUGGGUUCCAGCCUGUGACAUCCUUGACCCUUCUUUGAUAUCUGAUUUUCAUAGGGAUCAUCCCAAUCGGCCAGCUCCCAGACCCAGGGGUCGCCCCCGGCGUAGAGUUAGAGAGUCGGCGGGAGCCGACCGUCAGGAGGGGGGUGAUGUCACGAUUGACCCUGGCGGUUCGCCUCCCAGACACAGGAGGUCGCUCUCUCCUCAGUAUUAACUUGCACACCUGUUUUGCUUCUGAUCUAAUUCUCUCUCUAUUUAAGGACACCGCACCUGAGCAGAGGUGCGACGUCUUGUUUGUUUUCUCUACAGCAUUUCGAAGCAUUUCUUGUUAUAUCGUGUGAAUUCUGGUUAUACUGAUCUUGUUCCGUUUUUUGAUUUCGAUUUUUGGAUUUCCCUUGCCUGAUUUGUUUGCCUGGUUAUUUUUUGUGACUAUUAUUAAUAAACCUGCGUUUGGAUCCCA
Astyanax mexicanus (Mexican tetra) is the source of this 1682-nucleotide messenger RNA. RefSeq lists its product as uncharacterized. The transcript is spliced from 2 exons. The coding region runs from base 828 to 1436 and encodes 202 amino acids. NCBI's taxonomy places the organism in Eukaryota, Metazoa, Chordata, Actinopteri, Characiformes, Acestrorhamphidae. The record is from RefSeq and is a predicted model, not a curated record.